AUGGAUGGCAUUGAAGAAAUUACAACUAGAGACGCUAUUAGAGAUACUACAAUCAGAGAUGCUAUCAAAGAUGCGAUAUUCAAAGAAGCUAUCAAAGAAGUUAUCAAAAAAGCUAACAUCAGAGACGCUAUAACAGAUGCUAGAUUUAGAGAUGCUAGAUUCAGAGAUGCUACCAACGAUGCUACCAAAGAUUCUACCAAAGAUUCUGUCACAUUCCAUAAUCCGACAUGCCACAAUCCGACAUGCUAG
Molecule: messenger RNA, 249 nt
Organism: Lodderomyces oxycetoniae
Lineage: Eukaryota; Fungi; Ascomycota; Pichiomycetes; Serinales; Debaryomycetaceae
Exons: 2
Coding region: 1-249 (82 amino acids)
Source: RefSeq, a predicted model, not a curated record